This is a messenger RNA of Penicillium salamii, 1911 nucleotides long. NCBI's taxonomy places the organism in Eukaryota, Fungi, Ascomycota, Eurotiomycetes, Eurotiales, Aspergillaceae. The record is from the annotation of a GenBank genome assembly.
AUGGGGCCGGCGCAAGAAAGUGAACAUAUUCCCCUCAGAGAGUUCUCCCAUCGGUCUGCAUCCUCAAAUCGUUUUAAUCAACCCCACGAGGGCCAGAGUCCCGAAUUGACCGAACAAACUUCUUCUUCCACCCCCAUUAUCUCAGAGACAUCGCACCUGGAGGCGUCAAGUGUGCCUCUCGUCGAGUCCGAUUCAGAUGACCAGGAAAACGUGUAUUACAAGCGGAAGGUUGCCUCAAAAUGGAGCUUGUUCUCAAACGUGUUUCUUUGGGAGAUUUUGGCCAUGAUUCUGGCCUCGGGGCUUUUGCUCGCGAUCAUUUUGAUCUUGGCAAAAUACAACCAACAGCCUCAACCGACUUGGAGAUAUGUAUCGCUGAACUCGGUCAUCUCAUGGCUGAGCACCAUCGCUAAAGCAUGUCUCCUGUUCUGCAUAACAGAAGGAAUAGGGCAGCUGAAAUGGACUUGGUUUACGCGGUCGGAUCAACCCAUAUCUCAUUUUCGCAUCUUUGAUUCAGCUAGCCGAGGACUUUUUGGCAGUUUGGACUUGAUUUGGAGUUUACGAGCAAGGCAUUUUGCUGUUUUGGGCAGCCUAGCUGUUAUUCUCGCGCUGGCGUUUGACCCUUUUACUCAGAACUUGAUCCGCUACUAUCCAAAGCUCGGGCAUGAUAUGUUGGAGACAGCUGUUUUAUCCAAGGCCUUUACUUACAAUUCCUACGGGGCACCAACGAAUAGUUUUUACUUUGCGGAUCCACAACUCAGAGCAAACGUCUACAAUUCUCUAUUCAACAGCGACUCCUCAAGACCAUGGUCCAUUCCGCCGUUCACAUGUAGCUCGGGAAAUUGUACGUGGGAAGAUCCAAUCGCAACACUCGCAAUGACGUCCAGAUGUGAAAACAUAACGAACAAAUUGCAAUCGCACUGUGAACCAUUGCCUCCAUCAGGAACAGACGUGAACUGUUCCAUCUAUCUUUCGUCUGAAUCAGCCCAUACGCCUGAAAAUAUCACAGUGGAUUUCAUCACCGACACCAUCGUGGGAAAGCCAAUUGUUAUGGGGGCAAUCGGGACUUUGGCUUCGAACGACAGUCUCCUUCAUCCUAUCCAGAUCAUUGCCCCGGACUGGCUAAUAGCUAACAGUCUAUACUCGGGCCAUUUCUCAUUAGAUCAACAAUGGCAGGCAUUUGAAUGUUCACUAAUUCCAGUUGUCCGCAGCUUCCGUGCAAAUGUGACCAAUGGCGCCUAUCAUGAAGAGAUCCUAGGCGACUGGGAGGAAAUACCGAAUUAUGAUGAGGGAGACAGAUCACUCAAGAUUUUCCCCCAAUGGGGGCCAGAAAUGGGUAUUGAAGAUGAUCAGCUUUUCGUGCUGGAUCCCAUCGCUACCAUGGCGAUGGAUUCAUUUAUCGGGGAUUUAUUCAAUGCCAAGAUGGAGACCAGCGUAAGGGGCUACUUUUUCAACAGUGAGCAUAUUCCAUACGCCGGCUCCGAUGUGAUGCAAUCAAUCGCACUCUAUGAUUUUCCCGGUUGUGAUUUGCAAUCGGCUGAGAAGCUCCGUUGUGCUAUGGAGAAUGUCGCGGAUGCAAUAUCCAAGUCCUUCCGCGACGCCGCAUUUUCUUCCAAAGAUAAAGCGAAUUCUAGUGCCAUCGGCAAGGCUAUGACGAGCAUGACAUAUGUUGAAAUCCGCUGGCAAUGGAUCGUUCUUCCAGUUGUAGUCUGGUUAUUGGCGCUCACCACUUUGGUGGGUACGAUGUGGAAGACGAACAAGUCCAAAUCACCAACGUGGAAAAACAACCUGCUUCCACUACUCUUCCUAUAUGAAAACGCCGACCACGAAAAGGCGGAGGAUUUUGAAUCGCUGUCAGAUCAUCAGAGAGCGAGACUAUGUGACACCGAUGGCGGAAUGCGGCUCAGCAAAUAA